UUCGAGGUGGUUUAUUCAUGAUGAGCUUUGGUAUUUCUGUAUUUAACAGUUUAAAAAGUGAUCUCUUUGUCUCUAUGAAUAUAGACAGUUUAUCAUGAACAAUACAAGCGUUCCAAAACAAAGAACCGCGGGUUACGUCACAUUUAGAUUGCGACGCAACUGCAUGUUUGGCCAAUCAGAGUGGAGGAACGGGACAUAGUGGGCGGAGUCUGACUUCCAGAGGGAGCGGUCCGCCAAAUUCAAACAGCCAGCCACUGGAAACAAAGUAAAGGAUAGUUUGACUUCAAAAGACUCCGCAAUUUGGGAAAAGAACGAUCUCAUGAUGACGUCCACUAUUGUGAGUGGGGUCUGGAGGUCGCAUGCUGUCCUCGAUGAGUCAGAGCCCGACAGCUCGCCCGAAGCGCCGCAGCAGUUUAAGAAGAUGCGCUCCACCAGCUCGCUGAACUCACUGAGAAUGUCUCUGCGGAAGCGGCUGCCCCUGAAACCAGUGCAGUCCAACGUCAACAUCUCGGAGAACCCCACCUGGGAGUCACUACAGAUGAACCAAAAGACCAGUGUUGUCCGCAAAAUGACCCGCAGUGCAAAAAACUCCAUUGGAAACGUCUGUCAGAAGUUUCAAAGGAGCAGACAGCCACGUCAGGAGUGUCUGGUCAUGACGCCUGGUAGAACGUCAGGUGGAGAGGAGUGUGAUUGCACCGGGGCAUCACAAACCCCAAAGCGAUCUGCCGCCCGUACUACCAUCACCCCCAGGCGAACUCCAAGGUCAACCAGCAAGCGGACUCCUCGAGGGGCCUGUACCCCAGACGCCAGUGCCCGUGCUGUUAGGACGGUGAAGACCAGGGGCACCAGGAGGCAGCUGGUGCGAAUGGCUGCACUCAGAAGCCCUUUUGCAUCACCCAACACAAUGAACAGCAGGAGGCAGUUUGAUGAGGAUCUGGAUUGUGUGUCCAAAGGCCUAGGAAGGCUAAAACGUCUCUCUCAAGCCUUUGAUGAUGCGAUUUGGAAAGAUGAUAGGGUCCAGGCCUUGGAGCACUACCAAGGGGUCAUGAGCAAGAGCUACAGCACGACCAAGAGCAACAUUUCCAGAGGACUGAACAGGGCUUCCAUCCGAAAACAGACACAGCGCAUCCAGCAGUCCGUAAGCAGCUGGACUGAUGUGGCCAUGUCAAACAUCCGCAAAGCCACUUAAGAGGCAACUGUUUUCCUUAGGCUAUCAAACAUGUAUGUUGUCUUGUGUUUCUCAGUAUAUGCCAGAAGAGGCCUUGUCCAGUAUUUUGAAGGGACACUUUUCUUAUCUGUCUGUAUCUUUUAAUGGGCAACUGAAUAUACUGUAUCACUAUAUGAAAACACUUCCAUUUAUAGCCGCUGAUUU
This is a messenger RNA of Rhinichthys klamathensis goyatoka, 1372 nucleotides long. RefSeq lists its product as uncharacterized. The transcript is spliced from 5 exons. The record is from RefSeq and is a predicted model, not a curated record. NCBI's taxonomy places the organism in Eukaryota, Metazoa, Chordata, Actinopteri, Cypriniformes, Leuciscidae. Bases 320 to 1189 code for a protein of 289 amino acids.